Messenger RNA from Haplochromis burtoni (Burton's mouthbrooder), 2926 nucleotides. RefSeq names its product GTPase IMAP family member 9-like. The transcript has 8 exons. The record is from RefSeq and is a predicted model, not a curated record. Gene Ontology annotation, molecular function: GTP binding. Lineage: Eukaryota; Metazoa; Chordata; Actinopteri; Cichliformes; Cichlidae. The coding region runs from base 276 to 1376 and encodes 366 amino acids.
CCAGGUCAAACUGCAUGAUCAGCAUUCCUGGGCCUCGUCAUUGAUUUGUUUUGCUGCAUAACAAAAAGGAAGUACUGUUCCUGAGGAGGGCAGGCCUGCGCAAAAGCAGGAAGAAGAAAUUAGAGUUUAAACCUCAUGUGAGUUGUACUGACAGUCUGAAAGCUGAUGUCACUCUUGGAGGGCGAUUAUCUGGCUACACAUCAGCUCUGAGCAGAAGUGGUGCUGCCUGUUCUUCUUACCUUCACACCAACUACAGUGUUCCCAUCUGCUGAGACAUGGAGUGUCAGUGUGAGAAAGACACCCCUGUGGAUGCAGGCUGGUGGAUGAACACCAACAGUGUCCAGAUGGGACUUUUUACCGUGGUGGGGUAUCUUCUCUACAGGUUCUCACAGACUCUCCCAGCUCUGAUUCGAUGGCCGAUUCGUCUCUUUUGUUCUUUAACUGGUCUGUCAGCUCUUUGGGGGUGGAUAAGUCGGCUUGUGGGAACCCUCCGAGUAAUCCAGACCUUGUUUAAGUGGCUGUCUCGGAUUUGGCGCUUUUUAGCCACAUUUUCCUCAAGGUUCAAGUGGAUCGCUGCUGUCAUCAAAGCCAUCAACAAUUCAUCCAGAGACGGGUCUUUGAACUCACAGAAUGAUCAAGUCAUUAGCAGCUUACUGAACCAAAUGCUUGAUCCCUCUGGCGGCAGCAUUCCCAAGAAACCAGGUCUCAGGCUGGUCCUCCUGGGGCUUCCUGGUGGAGGACGGACUUCCUUAGCAGAUACUUUAAUGAACAACAGUGAGAGAAGCACCAAAAGGGUUCCUCUAAAGGAGAGUACUGUGCAAAGGGCUUUUAUAGAUGGUAGUGAACUCAUAGUAAUUCAGACCCCGGAUCUUUUGGGGACGUCACUAGGGAACAAAGAGAGAGCACUGGAAGUUCUGAGGAGUGUCCAGCUCGCCAGUCCCGGACCACAUGCCUUUCUACUGGUGAUGCGUGCUCCAGACUUCACCAAGGGGGCUGAGCAGGAUGCUGCCCAAGCAGUCCAAGCCACAAUGGAACUGUUCGGUGUGGAAGUCAAGAGGUACAUUAUCCCAGUGCUCACUCGUACAGACCGUCUGGGUCGAAGGAACACUUUAGAUCAGCUGCUUGAUGCAGAUGCUGGAAAUCUGAAAAGGGCUGUGGCACUGUGUGGCCAGAGGCCUGAGCUGGUGGAUAAUAGUCCCGACCGCCCUGCAGAGGAAAGAAGUGUUACACGCAGGCAGCUGGUGGAGCGUGUGAUGGAGGUAAUGGAGCUGAAGGGCCAUUUUGUCCACGAGCUACAGAGAAGAGAAGACCACAUGAGGGAGGUGCUGCUGGCUGAUAUGACCUCUGCACUGGCUAAAAGACUGGGAUAUAUGUAGAGAGAGAAAAGAAGAAGAAAGGGCAUUAUGUGCAACAAGUUGGAAAGAUGGUGGAGGUGGAGGUGUUUGCCACUGUUCAGUAGUGGACAGUGGUAUGUAUUAUAGUUUCCAACAUACCCUAGAUUGUUUAAAAAUAUAUUUCAUAUCAAUUUUUAUAUUCUUAAUUAGAUUAAUCCAUCAAUUUUUCAUCACUUUGUGUUCUCCAGACGGCUGUUUACAGCUACUAAAUGCUUAAAUGUUUACUGUUUACUUUUCUCAGCAAAGUACUGAUUGCUGAUUAUGUGGCCCAAAUAUUUAGCUGUAGCUGUAGAUGAUAAUUUGUCUACCUGUGAUGCAUAAAAGUCACUGUUUGGAGAAUUAGCAUUUUAGAAAUGAAUAUUUUAUCAAAUUUACUUCUGUUGUUCAUUCUUCUUCCAUAAUUUAAGUGGGGGAAAAAACUACAAAACCUACAAAAAUAUAUAAAAAUUUAAAAGAACUAACUUGUCUGUCACUUAUAGAUAGAUAACAAAUAAAUGUACUCCUAAAUAUGAUAACAUGAUAAUAUGAUAACAAAUAAAUGUACUCUUAAAUAUACUCAUGAAACAACAAUUACUUAAAUUUUUCAAAUGUAUGGCUGUCAGUCAACUGUGGUUACCUAGCUUUGAUAAGUAAAAUUUUCCACAGACUUCUCUUGAUAAUGUAGCUAAAAUGAUGAUAAUGAAUAUAAGAAUAGUGAAGCAGAGUUAGUUACAUCAAAUAUUCAAUACACUAUGUGCUCUUAUACUUUCACUCCCAAAAACUACAGUCAGAGUCACCAAGUAUACCAAAUGUCAUCUGGCUAAAUAAAUCCCAUUAAUACUAAUAUAUCGCUAUAGACUCAAAACCACAACAAGAAAAAGUUGUUAUAGGAUAUAAGGACAUAGGAUUAAAGCCCAUAAAAUGUUUAAGUAUUUUGUAGUUUACAUGGUCUGAGAGGCACCUGGACCCCUACACCUCGUCUAUUUUCAGGUUCCAGAUUUAUUCCAGAUUCAAGUGUAUUAAGACGCGUUUUUGACUGUUAAAAAAGUUGAGUGACAGAUACAAGUAACUUAAGCUGUUCGGAAAUAUGAAAUGAUCCUCCUGUUGUUGUAAUUACAGCAAAUAUUUAUAGAAAUGUUCUAUCUGUUAAGUCUUUCUCUCUGAUCUUUCCUGAUUAGUAAUGUUUCUCAUAUAGCUUUCUACAGACACUAGAAGAACAGUAACAGUACAGUCUGUAAGCAUAACACAUAUCAGAGAGCUGGCUUUACAGGUAGCUAAUGUAUGACAAUAAGUUCACCAGAUGGGACACAUAUUGAGCAUCUCUGCCACUCUACAAAACUAUGAUUUAUUUAUUCUUCACUAUAAAUCCCGUUUUCAAGUUUUUCUCCAAAUUUAAAUAACUCAAUCUGUUAUAGUAAUUAACAGUAAUUAAUCAAUUAAAGUCCGGCAUCGGGAUGCAAAUAUGUUACUUACUAUCCAGGCAUUUAAUAAUAUAUGCCAAAAAAAAAACGGUGAAUCUCUUUUUUUAAAAUAAUGUUUUUAUUUUUAGUUUU